AUGGUCUGGGACUCUUUGAUGGGGGUGGUCCUCCACACCCUGGACUCGCCUGGAGGCUUGUUCCCCUCACCAUUGCUCUCCAUCCCUCCCAUCCGCAAAUGGGACGCGACAGAAACAGGACUAGCCCGAGCCGGCACUCCCAGUCUCCCAGCGCAACAACAAGUGCCUGGCGCUGAAGUUGAUCAAGUGGACGCGACUGAGUUUGAGCAGACCCACGAAAUUCACACGGACUUCUAUCCAGCCCUUGGGACCAUGAAACGUGCGAGAAUCGAUGCUCCGGACAAGACCCCGUCAUCGGCGGCGGUCUCGGGGGUAGCCUCCGGGCAGCAAGCUCAUUUGCCCAAGAUUUCGAGGAAGAUCCGAGCAUGCCAGGAAUGCCAGAAUCGUAAGAUUAAGUGCGGCAUUGAGCCGGGUCAGAACCAGUGUGCUCGAUGCUCUCGCCUUGGUCUACAAUGUGUCGUGAACAAGAGUCUCCAAACCUUGCUCGACAGCGAGAAUGAGUGGAAAACCAAGAUGGAGAUGCAGCUUCAGACCCUCCAGGCUUCAAUGAUGGAAGUUAGGCGGGCUUUGAGUAUGCCACAGCUCGUGCCUGUGCCACCUUUCCACCACGAAGGCGCCGGCAUGUCCCAGAGUCCCCAGAACAUGGCCGGAUCACAGAGCAGUCCCGGUACGGGGCCGUCCCCCGUUCGGCCUCCCGAUGUUACGGCAAUGACGCGGGAGAAUUCUCCGGAGGCCACGGCGCAAGACAACGGCGAAGAUCAGGCCAUUGUGAGUGCGCCCAUGGCCAGCCUCUUCGAAGUGACCAAACUGCGGAACAUCCGGAGCGACCCUGGGGCGCGGGUCCACCUCCCAUCCAGCCGGGCCCAAGAGCCAGACUUCAUUGCCCAGGGCAAGUUUAGCGUCCAGGAGGCCGAGCAGCUUUUCUCCACGUUCCGUGGGACCCUCAAUGCGUACUUGUGGGGAGGCAUUGCACUAGUCCAUGAUAACCUCACGGCCACGCGCAUGUCUUCACCUCUGCUUACGGCCGCCAUCCUUGCCGUCACUGCUCUGCACGAACAAGAUGAAGGCCGAGCUUUCGAUAUUUGCUACCCAACUUUCUUGGAGCUAGCCAGCCAGACCAUGUUCGACCGCUACCACAGUCUCGACGAUGUGAGGGGACUUUGCAUCGGCGCAUUUUGGCUUUCAGACAUCAGCUGGAAGGUGUCUGGUCUUGCGGUACGAAUCGCCACGGAGCUAAACCUUCAUCAGUUCUGCGCCAAAGCCCUCAACAAGGGACCACAACACGUCGAGAAGGCCCGGCUAUGGUACUUGCUCUACGUCUGCGACCAUCAUUUCAGUAUCGCGUACGGCAGGCCUCCAGUCAUUAACGAGGACGCUACCAUCACGCAUCAUGAGGCAUUCCUUCUGCUGCCAGGCAUCACACAAGCGGACCAUCGUCUGCACAGUCAGGUUGGUGUCUUUAUCAUUUUGAGUCGGGUCUUCCACACUUUUGGACCAGACACGUCAAGGCAAGUUGCCAGAGAUGAGUUUGAGGCACUCAAGCGAUACGAUGCCGAUCUGGGCCGAUGGAAGCUUCAAUGGGAAACUCGGUUAGUGCCGGACAAACACAUCUCAAAGUACCCUGCCAAGGGCGUUAUCCUCCACUAUCACUUUGCCCGUCUCCUUUUGUUUUCCAUCUGUCUCCGGGGUCUGAAUCCAUCGAACCCGACUGACCAAUACGCCAUGUCCGAUGAACGCCGCGACUUCAUCAAUCUCGCCAUCGCAAGCGCGUCUGCCGCAUUGGAACUGAUCUUGACAGACACCGAUAUGCGGAGAGCAGUCAUUGGCGUGCCUCUGUACCUGCUGACGACCAUCGCGUACGCCGCCAUGUUCUUGAUGAAGGUCCACGCGCAGUGGAAGCCAGCGAGGCUGGACAUACGCUACGAAGAUGUGGUCUCUCUCAUCGAGCGGGUCGUCCAAUUAUUGGAAGAAACUAACCGCUGCGCCCGUCAUGUGGCUCACUACAUCGGACGCGGCCUGAGCAACAUGCUGGACAAGUUCAAGGAACGUGGUCCCCAGGAGAGGCAAUACAUCGCCGGAGGCCAGCCCGGCCAGCCUGGUCAACCAGGCCAACAGAUUCCUCAAGUUUGGAAUGAAGGGGAGAUGGGCCAAGACUGGAACCAAUGGAUGUUCAGCGGAGAGAUGAUGAAUAAUUUUGGGAUGGGGCCGGAGCAAUAUCCGCUCAACAUGCUAGACUUCGUUCGUGAUGUUCAUCUCAAGCUUCACAUGGUUGAAGGCGGGGAAAGCUCAUACGGGGCGAAGCCCGAUGCCAAUCGGAGGGAUCGCCGCAAGAUAUGGAUCCAGAUCCGGCCCUCGACGCAUGCAGCCCAAUCACGCCUCGUCUGGUCCAACAGCAAUAGUUCAUUGUCUGAUUUCCAGCACAACGAUGAACGAUUCGUCCGUGACAGGCGGCCCCCCUUUAGUUCCCCUUUAGUUCGUUCCCCAGUUUGUGGUCUACCCCGUGGGGGAGGAGAGCAGAGCAAGAACGGAGUACCCCGGGCAGAGACACGACGCACUAGACACGAGUCGCGUUUUGUGAACAUUAUAUAUCAGACGUCGCUGUUAAUUGCUACCGUGUUUGGAUGGAAAGAAGGUUUCAUCCCUCACAGCCUCAUCGUCUCCAGAUCUCCGGAUCUUUCAAUUCUCCCUCUUAAUAACCACCCCAGUCGCAUCUUCCAGUCGAUGUGGGAGAGAGAGCAUUCGCCACUUUCAGCCGCUCCGAGUCAGGUCGAGGGGAUCGCAAUCAUGAGUUUCGAGAACGGUCGCAAGCAAUCUCUCGAGAUGAAGGAAGACAAGAACGCGCCCGUCGUCAGCGAGGCGGAUGCGGAACUCGCUGAGGCACUGAGGAACUAUGUGCCCGGCACACAGGAGGAGAAGCAGCUCGUCAGGAAGAUUGACCUUUACCUGAUGCCCAUGCUCUGGAUCAUGUAUAUCCUCAACUACGUCGACCGCACAAACAUCGGAAACGCAAAGAUCGCGGGAAUGCAAAAGGACCUCUCACUCACCGACGAUGGAUACGCCUGGGUCCUCUCGAUUUUCUUCUUCGGCUACCUCAUCUGCGAGGUCCCCUCCAACAUGAUCCUCAGCCGCAGCCGGCCCUCCAUCUUCCUCCCCGGUAUCAUGCUCGUCUGGGGCGCCCUCAGCGCGCUCAUGUCCAUCUCAAAGACCUACGGCGCCCUCCUCGGCUUCCGCUUCGUCCUGGGCUGCAUCGAGGCCGGCUUCUUCCCCGGCGUGCUCUUCCUCCUGUCGUGCUGGUACACCCGCGCCGAGCUCGGCAAGCGCUUCGCCAUCUUCUACACCGCCGCCGUCCUCUCGGGCGCCUUUGGUGGUCUCCUCGCCGGCGCCAUCACCGCUAACCUCCACGACGCGCACGGCAUCGCCGGCUGGCGCUGGCUCUUCAUCGUAGAGGGCGUCGCGACCGUUGGAGUCGCGCUCAUCGCCUUCUUCGUGCUGCUCGACUACCCCGCCACCGCGAAGCAGCUUACCCCUGCACAGCGCCAGCUUGCGAGCAUCCGCAUUAUCGCCGACGGCAUCGCCUCGGGCGGGCAGACCAAAGCGCGUCUGUCACACUGGAAGGCCUUUGUCGCGGCCGUGUCGGACCCGCGAACCUACAUGUUCAUUGUGCUCUUCAUGCUCGACGUCGGCGCGGGCACGAUCUCGUACUUUAUCCCUACCAUCACGCUUACCCUUGGCUACGAUACCGUCAAGGCGCAGUAUAUGACGGUGCCCAUCUACGCCGUCGCCUCGGUGUGCCUCAACAUUGUCGCGUGGAGCUCCGAUAAGCACCAGGAGCGGCGGUGGCACGUCGCUGCGCCGCUGGGCUUGGGCUUCGCAUGCGCUGUCGUGUGUGCUGCCGUGCAGACGCCGAUUGUGCGGUACGUCAUGGUUUGCUUCCUGGCGGCGGGUAUCUGGUCUGCGCUGCCGCUCGUCUUGUCCUGGACGAGUGGUGUUAUUAGCUUGCCGGCUGAGAAGCGUGCUAUUGUGUUGGCCAUGGUGAAUGCGUUUGGUAACUUCUCGAGUGUGUAUGGAAGCCGUAUCUGGCCGAGCAAGGAUUCGCCGGCGUAUCACACCGGUUUUGGUGUUACGGCUGGGUUCUUGGGUGCGGGUAUGAUUAUUGCGAUUUUGAUUCCUAUUCUUGUCAAGAUGGUGAACUGGCAAGGUACCAAGGCGGAAAGAGAGGUUCUAGCCGAGAACGAGUUGGAGCAGUGA
Molecule: messenger RNA, 4248 nt
Organism: Colletotrichum lupini
Lineage: Eukaryota; Fungi; Ascomycota; Sordariomycetes; Glomerellales; Glomerellaceae
Exons: 12
Coding region: 1-4248 (1415 amino acids)
Biological process (GO): DNA-templated transcription; transmembrane transport; regulation of DNA-templated transcription
Cellular component (GO): membrane
Molecular function (GO): DNA binding; zinc ion binding; transmembrane transporter activity
Source: RefSeq, a predicted model, not a curated record